Molecule: messenger RNA, 1203 nt
Organism: Rangifer tarandus platyrhynchus (Svalbard reindeer)
Lineage: Eukaryota; Metazoa; Chordata; Mammalia; Artiodactyla; Cervidae
Source: the annotation of a GenBank genome assembly
AUGGGGGUGUUGAUGUCCAAGCGGCAGACAGUGGAACAGGUGCAGAAGGUGAGCCUGGCUGUGUCUGCCUUCAAGGAUGGGCUGCGGGACAGGCCUUCCGUCCGACGCACAGAUGAGCUUCCGGGGUCUCGCCGUGGAACGGUAGAGGGCUCUGCCCAGGAGGUGCAGGAGGAGAAAGCGGCAGAGGCAAGUGCCCCGGCGCCCCAAGAAGAGAGUGGUGUCAGCCGUGCCUCCUGGGAGCGGCUCCGGGAUGGGCGCGGAGUGGAGCCGGAGGAGUUUGACAGGACCAGUCGUCUGACACCCCCUGCCUUCGUCCGCCCCACCCGGAAGCUGGAUGACGACAAGCCUCCAGAUAUCCGCUUGGAGCCCAGAGAGCCUGUUGUUAAUGAUGAGAUGUGUGAUGUCUGUGAAGUCUGGACAGCCGAGAGUCUCUUCCCGUGCAGGGUCUGCACCAGGGUUUUUCAUGAUGGCUGCCUACGCCGCAUGGGCUACAUCCAGGGAGACAGUGCCGCAGAGGUGACCGAAACGGCCCACACGGAAACAGGCUGGAGCUGCCACUACUGUGACAAUCUCAACUUGCUGCUAACUGAGGAGGAAAUGUACAGCCUCACAGAGACCUUUCAGCAGUGUAAAGUUAUCCCUGACUGCUCCCUGACACUGGAGGACUUCCUACGCUACCGCCACCAGACAGCAAAGAGAGGGAGCAGCGACAGGGCUCUAAGUGAGGCGCAAGAGGAGCAGGCAGCCCGCCAGUUUGCAGCCCUGGACCCUGAACGCCGAGGACACGUUGAAUGGCCUGAUUUUUUGUCCCACGAGUCCCUCCUGCUUCUACAGCAGUUGCGUCCCCAGAACUCUCUGUUAAGGCUUCUAACGGUCAAGGAGCGGGAGCGAGCCCGAGCCACCUUCCUGGCCCGGGGCAGCGGGAGCACUAUCAGCGAGGCCGAGUGCCACCGUGCGCAACACUCUUGGUUCUGCAAACGCCCCAUCGAGGCUCCUUCCUGCAGUGUCAGUGUCAGCCAUGUGGGUCCCAUAGCAGACAGCAGCCCAGCCAGUAGCAGCAGCAAGAGUCAGGACAAGGCCCCACUGCCCACAGAGCCUGAGUCCAGAUUUGUGGAUUGGCCUACCUUCCUGCAGGAGAGUGUCAUCUACAUCUUGGCUGCUCGCCCCAACAGUUCGGCCAUUCACCUGAAGCCCCCAGGAUAG